Messenger RNA from Limulus polyphemus (Atlantic horseshoe crab), 3997 nucleotides. RefSeq names its product ras-associated and pleckstrin homology domains-containing protein 1-like. The transcript is spliced from 8 exons. Lineage: Eukaryota; Metazoa; Arthropoda; Merostomata; Xiphosura; Limulidae. The coding region runs from base 88 to 3084 and encodes 998 amino acids. The record is from RefSeq and is a predicted model, not a curated record. Gene Ontology annotation, biological process: signal transduction.
GCAGAUAAUGAAUCAAAUUAUAAAACCUCGGAAGUUAAACACAACCUCUCCAAGCCUUCUCCUCGAUUGGACGGUUACAGAUUGUCCAUGGCCAACUUAGAAUCCAGUCAAGAUGUAGAACUUGAUGCAAUAUUAGGGGAACUUUGUGCUCUAGGGUCUCGCUUUGAUAGAGAAAUGUACAGAGGACAUGCCAGAAGUGUGUCAGGAGAUGGGGAUGGUUUGAGGUUAUCGGGAGCAAGUCCAGAAGUUCAGGGAGCUGCCCAACAAAUAUCUCAACUCUCUGGACGUGAUUCCCCACGUAAAACAAAAUAUGAUAUUGGAGGGCCUCAGGAAAAAGAUGAAGGAGGGCGUACCCAAAAACAUGAGAUCGGGCUUAGAACUGAUAGUCCGGAUAAUGAUUCGGCUUUCUCGGAUAACGUGUCCAUGCUGUCUUCAGAAUCAUCUGCCUCUUCAGGAGGUGGAGCAAACAGGAGUGACGUGUCUAGUCAGAAUGUAUAUGGACGGCUAAGUCAUGCACCACACACUCCACCGUCGUCCAAGGAUGACCAGGCUCGAAUGAAAUCUGAUAAAAUCAAACUUGCCAUGGAAAAAAUACAAGAAUCCGACACUAAAAAGAUAUUUAUCAGAGUCUACACAGAUGAUGGCUGUACGAAAAGCCUUUUGGUUGAUGAGAGAAUGAAUGUAGCACACGUAUGUCGACUGUUGGUCGAAAAAAAUCACACCAAGAUGGACCUUCACUGGGCAGUUGUUGAAUGCAAUUUUGAUCUACAAUUAGGUAAUUUCUGUUCUUUUUCUUUAGCAUCUCAUGCUAACAAGUCUCAGGACUAUCUCCUUGGCUGUAUGUCGUCGCAGAAAAGUACUGAAAUGGAUGAUGAAGGCAAAGCAACACUGGUUGAGGAAUUUUUUUCCGCAACUAGCAUAGCAGUUCCAGAAAUGGAGGGCAAUCUUUACUUAAAAAGUGAUGGAAAGAAGGCCUGGAAAAAAUACUUUUUUAUUCUUCGGUCUUCAGGCUUGUAUUAUAAUCCAAAAGGAAAGUCAAAGCUGUCGAAAGACUUGGUGUGUCUUGCUAGUUUUCAAAUAAACCACAUCUACCAAGGUUUUGGUUGGAGGAAGAAGUACAAGUCACCCACUGACUUUGGAUUUGCGAUAAAGUUUGGCCACCAACUGAAAGAAAACUAUGACAAUGUGUUAAGAGACAUUGAAGAAGAAGACCUGGAAUCAUUAGCUAAUGCUCGUAGUUUUUCUGUCAGUUCUAUGGCUAAAACGUUAUCCAUUGCCUCUGGUAGAGCAGCAGUACCUGACCAGCAGAGUGAUACCAUUGUCGAACAGAGGCGUGUCUCCCACUCGUCAGUAAGAAGUCGUGCAGAUUUUAGGUGUAGUCAAGGUUCUGAUGUGACAGCGAAGCGCUUGUCCUUUGAACGUAGUCUUCAAAGAAGUUCAGUCGUUCGACGAGACUCUAUCAAGUCUAGUGCCAGUAGCAGUAGUAGUGGCUGUUCUAGUGUGAGCACUCCUACGAAUGACCAGAUUGCAUUCGAAGCAGAUUUUCCUGUUGGGACCAUUAAACGUAAGCCUAACAUGGCACCUAAGAUCCCUCUUACCAGUACAACUCGUACAAUAGCGAAACAGUCUAUGUCCGAUGACUCUCAUAAUAAUGUUGUUCACUUAGAUACGGUACAAGAAAACAACAAUAACACCGAUGCCAGCAGUAGCACCCUGAGCCGAAAUGCGGCAACUCGGUUUAGUUUGCAACGCUCCCAUACAGAUGAUAAAAUUAUUGUGAAUGGUAUUGCGAAGACUUCUCACAGAAAACAUUCCAUUGAUUCUGGCACAUUGACGAGACAGAUGGAAGAACUUCAAGCAAUUGCUAACAGUAACGGUGUUGAAACCACGGCAACAGAUAGUUGUACAGUAACUCCUGUUAAUAGUGUUAGUAACAUUGAUGACCUUCCACUUCCUCCCCCACCUCCUGAACUUGAAAUUAGUGAGGACAUAUUACAGAGGGAUUUACUGCCACCCCCUCCACCAGAAGCUUUCAACAGUACCAUCGACUUGAACUUUUUACCUCCACCACCUCCAUCUGUUCAGUUAGAUGAUCAGUCUAAUUGGCCUAGCACUACUAGCUUAAAUUCCUUACCCCCUCCCCCACACGACAUUACAGAUAGCCCAAAUACGUCAAAAGUAAAUAAAGUAUUAGAUUGGCAUACCUACAUGAUAAAUCAAAGUGAAAUGAAGGCUUCACAGAAUGCCCCAGUUGUACCUCCAAAGCCUAAACAACAAAUCAGAGAACAAAGAUUAUUAGAAGAUGAUAGUCUAUCCAAGAUUUUUCUUCAAUCACUUGCGAGUAGAAAACCAAUUCAGAGUAAUACAUCACCUCGGUCAGUCCAAAAACCAGAACAGAAAAUCGAUUCUUUGGCAGUUAGAUGCUACGGAACUUCACCAAGGUCAGGAGUCCAACCACAGUCUCCAGAAAGUCCCAAGCAUGGAUUUAUAAAGAAAGGAAUAUCCUUUUCUCAAUCAUCUACUGAAAAGCCUCAUGGUGUUCGGUUUGCAGAGGCUUCAAGUACUUUCCCAUCACAAUUUCCAACUCCAGAUGCUAUUUUCCACGACCAAUCGCACAUUAUUUACCCAAAAUCAGAUCCUCCCAAAAGAAGUGAGGCUACUAAACUGGCACAUCGAACCCAUGCUGUGCAUAGGUCUUCUUCAACCAGCAGCCAUGGUGGACAAGAACACCAGCAGCUAAGUGGCAUUCCUCCUGAGAUUUUUCUUCAUGACCUUCAACAGGUUAUGGAGAAGAAGUGGAAGGUUGCCCAGCAACUAACCCUAGAUCUCACAGCAACACCACACCAAAUAAUGGGUUUCAGAGACCCAUGUUUCCUGCCUGCUGCAGACUCUAGUGCCACUCACACACCACCUCAUCCUCCUUCUGCAUCAGAACAGGCUGACCACCACUCUAAACAACACCAUCAUAAUCACUCAAAAAAAUCAACAGGUAGGCAUUCAAAACAACCCCCCUUAACGAAAAAGAUUCCCCCUCCCCCUCCUCCUAGAAGAAGCGAAAACACGCAUCUUUCAGGGAGGCAAUAGUAAUUGAACUACUUACUUGAGUGGAUGUAGUUAUUUACAAAAUAUAAAGUUGUAAACAUCCUAAGGAUUGGUUUAAAAGGAAAGCACUACUGUAAGGUGAGACUUCUAGAUGGUGCUAUACCAAUUACCACAAGUUGUUUUAUGCUAUUAGUUUCUGGAAAAAGUCUGAGAAAAUUUAAAAACAAAAUCCCCAUUGUUACAUUUGCCCCCAAGAAGUCUUAUGAUAAAGAUGUUUCUAAGCAAUGUUGGAGAGAUGUUUGGAAAGUAUUAAAAAAUGAGUAAUUUCUGACUGUUACGAAUGGCUUAUUUUAAGCAGUUCAGACUCUUAUCUUGUGAAUAUGACUGUUGUUUGAAUUAGAAUACCUGUUUUUUUUAUAUUUCUGUGUUAAUAUAAAGUAUUUGUCUUGAAUAAUGGCAUGCGGAGAUUAGGUAAGUUGCUUUAAGUUGGAUAUGCUUUGAUUGUUUACGAGUAUGCUAAUGAUAAGAAUAUUUAUUAACUGUCAAAGUCCCACUGUAGUUAAUGUACUUAUUUAUCAAUUUAUAUAUGUUUUCAAUAACCAAAGAAAUAAUACAGAAUCUAAUAUUUUCUUCCGUUAAGAAGCUACAGUGACCUCGAACUUGCUUACUUAAGACAGGUUUGGUUUCUGAUAAUUGGCUUAAAAAAUCACAGUGUUUAUACUUUAAAACCUUGGUAAUAUUGUAGAAUUUCCAUAAAUGUUUAAAUUAUUGUGAGUUUUCAAAAUGUUCUUUUUUUUUACUUUCAGAUUUGUAAUUGCAACUUACUAAUUUAAUUAAUUUUUAUGGAUGCUCAAUAUUGAGUUUUUUGAAUUUUGGUGCUUAGUGUGUAUAGUUUUCUCAGCGUUUAACCUUUUACCAGUAUAAUAUGCUCCAACAAUUAUGUUACGUCAUAGUG